UGUGAGCGAUCAGCUGACAUUUGAAGGAGGGUGGUCAUGUGACCCACUCAGUCACAACAAAGAUGGCGGCGGUGGAGACGGAGCGGAUCGGCAGAGUUUGUGCUGCGAUCUGUCUGCUGUCUGUCUGCAGCCUGUGCAGAGGACACACACAGGACAGACAGGUGAGCACACGGGACAGACAGGUGUUGAUAGAGUUGAACCCCGGCUCUCCCUCGCCGCCUCCUGGCGACCUGCUGCACGCGAGAGCUGUAGGAGACAAUGACACGCUUCACUUCCUGUUCUGCAGCCAGGGGGCACCAACCCUGCUGCUUGUCCACACCAACACUUCUUUUUCUACUGUCAAGGUGAACUGGACCCAGUUUAACAAUCGGACCCACAGCGGUGGGCUGACGGUGGAGCCAGAGAGCAGCAUCCUGUACAGCACUGCCGUCGUCUUCAACCGGCUGUUGGAGUACGAUGACGUCAACGACACGGCCGACCCGACCUCUGACCUUUUCCCGCCGUAUGACCUUCAGGACUUCAGGUGGUCUCGCCUCAACCUGUCGGGUCUGACCGCUCUGCUCUGCGGAAAUACUGCCGCCUCCUCCAACGGAUCGCUCUGCCUGCAGCUGUCGUUGUUUGAGACAGAGGGGCGUGGUCAGCACUGGCCCCGCCUCCUUCACACUGCUAACUCCUCCCAGUUGAGGGUGUGGCUUGACGGUGUGUUGCCACGGGCAACUCGUUCCAGGUUCCUAUUGGAGCUCCAGUCAGUGGGCGGGGCUUCUCCUCUGAGCAGAGUGGAGGUUCAUCGCUCCAUAGACGACGAGUUCACGCCGUCCAUCUUCAAGGUGUCUCAGUGGACUUCGGCGCUGAACAACAGUUCUGAUGUUCUGGGUUUCGUCCAGUGGAAGCCGGUGGCGUACCGUCAGGCCGACCCGGCUCUGGAAGACGCCGCGCCGUGUCGUCACUCCGAGCCACGGCCUCAGAGCGGCGAGGCGGUGGCGGCAGUGUCUGGUCUGAUCCGAGCGUUCUACAAGGAACCGGAGGCGACGGGCCUGAACGUGAGCUUCGGGCUGGCGGGUGAUCCGUUCUACAACAGCACCAAGUUUCUCAGCUGGACGCUGCUGGUGGGCGUCGGCUCGCCGCCCGUGGACUCUUUCUCGCCACUGGUCAUCGGCAUGAUGGCGGUUGGUUUGGGAACUCCCAUGAUCCUCCUGCUGCUGGGCGGGAUCUGCGUUUGCACCCGGAAGAGGGCGGUGGCAACGGCCUACGAGCCAAUCAACUGAUGGCAGUUUUUGAUCAUGUGACAUCACUCUGCAUCAGCCAAUCAGGACUCAGGAGACUUUUAAACAUGUUUUUACCUGAUGUGACACACUGCAAGAAGACUUCCUGUCUGUGACUGUCAACCAAUCAAAAGCUCAGCUCACUGCAGGUGUUUGAACAGAACCACGGAGCAGGCCUGGUUCUGAACCUCAAUAAAACGUUCCAACUCAAA
Molecule: messenger RNA, 1474 nt
Organism: Larimichthys crocea (large yellow croaker)
Lineage: Eukaryota; Metazoa; Chordata; Actinopteri; Sciaenidae
Gene: glmp
Product: glycosylated lysosomal membrane protein
Exons: 7
Coding region: 63-1265 (400 amino acids)
Cellular component (GO): lysosome
Source: RefSeq, a predicted model, not a curated record